Messenger RNA from Monomorium pharaonis (pharaoh ant), 2773 nucleotides. RefSeq lists its product as uncharacterized. Gene Ontology annotation, molecular function: nucleic acid binding; zinc ion binding. The record is from RefSeq and is a predicted model, not a curated record. Bases 1126 to 2445 code for a protein of 439 amino acids. The transcript has a single exon. Lineage: Eukaryota; Metazoa; Arthropoda; Insecta; Hymenoptera; Formicidae.
ACCGAAUUAUAGUUAAUUGUUGUGCGGCGCGGAAAUCCGCGCCUGGCGCCCAGAAAAUUAGAGCAUUUUCGGAGUUACCGUUCAAGCAGGCUACCGUUUUCGGACGUUACCGAUCUCGCGAGGAAGCGUUACCCGCGAACUAUUAGACAACUAUUGCUGUUAAUUGGGCGUAGCUCCGCGGACCCGGCGGUUCCCGACGAAAGCCACGUCGCAAAUUUUGGCGCCCAACGUGGGGCCCACGCCGCCGUUACAGUAAAAUAAUUAAGUGGAGAAUCGGAGAAAAGGCGGUCGUGGACGAGAGAUUAUACUAUUGAGAUAUUUAUGUUACUGUUUCCUUGUGUUUGACCUUUCUUUAUUUGACGCUCGUUUCCUUGCUUACUCCGACUUUGGAGAGGAUUAUUUUUGUGCCAUAUAUUGUGUUGUUCCCGGCUGACGAGUAUUACUCCGACCUUGGAAUUCCGGUGCCUACCGUGCGCGCGCUUUGUUUACGGUGUGCGCUGAGCCACUACUUGCGCGACAUUUGGUUACGCUCCGAAAAUUUUUUUUUUAUCUCUCUCUGUGUAUCGCCUGUGGGAGAAUUAAUGCAGUUUCCGUAGAGAUUAAUCUGAUUUCCCGAUACUUUUGUAUUGUCGCCUACCGCUGUAUAUUAAAAGCAGCGAUUAUUGCUGUGAGAUCGUGGAGUCUUGGAAAUAUUAUUGCAACUACUUAUUAUUAUUGUUAAUAUUGCUAAUAUUCGUGCCCUUGGAAGUUGCCUUUAGGCUUACCGAGAGCAUUCACGUUAAGGUGGGGUGGGGAAUCGAAAGAGAAAUUUUAGUCAGCUGAUGAGCUCCGAUUUCUCGCGGCCUUCGCUUUGUUUACGUUUCGUGCGCUCGCGAUACCUUUCGUUCGGCCUGUUGGUUGCGUGCUCGUGUUUACCUAUCGAGUGACUUAUUAUUCCGCUUUUCUCUCGUAUUUCGACAGUAAGGGCCGCUUUAUUUUUCACAUUGAAUGAGAUAUUGUGAAUUACCGGAGAUUACACCUUAAUUCUCGCGCGGUUGAAGACUACCGCUGUCCGGCCUGAUACCGAUUAGAAGGGGGUGAGUCACCGAUCUGGUCUGUAAAAAUACCAUCAAAUAAAAAAAAAAGAUGACAGAUAGAGAUCCGCAUCAGUGGAUCCAAAAAUUAACGGAGGAGCAGGCGCGACAGCACCUGACGGAUCGAGGGCUCGAUAUUCGGGGGAUAUUGCCUGUUCUCCGGGCGCGGUUGGCGCGAUAUGAGGAAGCGAUCCUCAGGGGGGCGACACCCUCCGGGACCCCCGACCCCGUAGAGGCCAUUAGCGAUCCAUUCGAGGGCCUGGGAGCCGCGGAGCCAGGGCCUAGCAUUCCGUCUUUUACUAUUGGUGAUUUCGGUGUCGGGAACCGAGUAGUGCGUUCGCCGCCUGCGGAAAAUAGUACCGCUAAGGGGGAGCACGGGGGGAUGGGCGCGAGGAAGCGGGAAUACGAGUACACGUUUCCCCCGCGAGCAGAUCCCGUCCCGUCGCACACCGGUCGACGCUCGCCGCGUAGCUCGGCGGCCGACGCGUAUAAUUUAAUGAGGAAGUGGAAUCUCCAUUUCUCGGGAAGUAAAAAUUGCGAUGCAGAGGCGUUUCUGACGCGCAUCAAAGAGGCCCGCUCCAUUCUUCCUGUUACCGAUGCCGAUCUAUUCAAGUGUUUACCGAUAUUUAUGUCCGAUGCCGCGCUGUACUGGGUUAGAUUAGAGAGUGAAAAUUGGCGAAAUUGGCAGGAUUUUGAGACCGCGUGGCGCGUUCGGUUUGGCGAUCCCGACUACCAGUACGCGCUCCGGGAGGAAGUAAUGCGGCGAACGCAGGGCGAGCAAGAAUCCGCGGCGGAUUAUUUGACUCGCUUGCGUACGCUGCUCGCGAAGAUGACUCCCCCGUGGUCGUUGCAGGAGCAGUUAAAUUUUGCUUAUCGAAACUUGUUACCGCGUUUGCGGCUCGUGGUCCAGCGACACGAUUUUACCUGUUUCCGUUCCAUGGAGGAACUGGUCACGCGGAUGGAGCGAAAUUACGCCGCGGAGAAAUGCUACCGACCCCCCCUCCCACCGGAACAGUCACUUUUCCCGGAACUGGCAUACCACGCGCCGAAGGGGAAGGCCAAAAGUCCGGGAACCGUCGCGGCGAUAAGCACGACCAACUCGGGGGCGAGUAGGGGGAGGACGCGAGCCCCCAGGGCUUCCGCGGAGAUCGCCGCGGGCUCGUCGACGAGUAACCCCCUCACUACACCGAGCGGUACGAUAUCGGCGGCGGCUGCUUCCAACGAUGUAAAAUGUUGGAACUGCGAAAAGAUAGGUCACCGCGCGCGAGAUUGUACGGAGCCGCGGCGGACACAUUGUUACCGUUGCGGUAAACGUGGGUAUACCGUGAGAACCUGCCCGUCGUGCUCGGGAAACGCGAGCGGGAGUCAGUAGAGCGGGUACCUGCGACUCCAGGCCAGGGAGGCGAGACCCGAACGAUAGAUACCGAUACCGAGACAUUAUGCUACUCGUAUGGCACCUUCGAGGACGUACCGCUACCGCCCCUCCGAUAUUUUUAUAUCAAAAUACGUCAGUAUACGCUCCCAGCUUUAGUCGAUUCCGGAUCAAAUAGAACUCUUCUCGGCCGCGAGGGCAUAAAAAUAGUAAGGACAUUGGAGCUCCCCACCGAACAGGAGAGGGGCGUACAGAUCCGUACAGCCAACGGACAAAUAGCUACCAUCCGCGAGAAAGUUAGGCUACCGAUAGACUUGAAGGAAAAAAG